UUUGCCUCAUUGGGCUGCUUUCUGCACUCCAUUCUCUGCUUUGCUUCCUCACCUCUUCUGUCGGUACAGUCGGAGGUCGGCCCUCAUCGUCUUCGUCAUACCACACCGUCCCCAGUCAUCCUCCACCGUCCUCCACUUUGUCUGAGUCAGGCAACUCAAUAGCCUGUGCGCCAUUGUGCACCGUUGUACCAGCUGCAAAGAGGGAUUCCCGGGUUUUUCGCUGCCCGUACUGGGGCUUUCUGGGAAAUAAAUUGAGGCAAGAUCGUCGGGGGGAUUUCCCUAAUUUUUUUUUCUUCCCAUCCCUCUCCAUCCCAUCUCAGGGUGUUUCAAUCUCGCGUGGCAGGAUGGCGUCUUCUGGGUACAAAAUGUCGUUUGCGGCCUUGGCCGUCCAAUUCCUGGGGGUGGCCUCUGCGACGUGCAACUGCAGCCUGAGUGGCCUCAACACCACCGUCGGUGGUCGUGUGCAGCCUCUCACCCCCUUCUCCCUCCCCUGUUUCUCCAGCUACAAUGGCCAGGCCGUCUCCCCGAAUGAUGCCGCCUGCGCCACCAUUCAGGCCAACUACUCCGACCCGUACCUGCGGGCCAACUCGCCCAAUGGCUACAUGAACUACCAGGAUGAGAUGUGCUCCUCCAACCCCGCGGACCAGUGCGUCCUGGACAGCAGCGAUCCCACUGAUCCGCUGGCCUUCACGGGCACCGACUGCCGGCAGGGCAACAUGCCCUCCUACUACCUCGAGGUCCACGAUGCCACCGACGUGAGCGCCGCCCUCGAGUACUCGCGCUGCUCGGGCGUCAAGGUGGUUAUCAAGAACAGUGGCCACGACUACCUGGGCCGCAGCAGUGGCAAGGGGACCCUGGCCCUGUGGACGCGACACCUGCAGGACAUGCACUACAAUGCCAGCUUCGUGCCCCAGGGCUGCCCCGCCACCACCAGCUACAACGCCAUCACCGCCGGUGCGGGGGUCAACUUCGACGAGGCCUAUGCGUUCGCCCACCAGCACAACGUCACCAUCCUGGGCGGCUACUCCCCCACGGUUGGUUUGUCCGGUGGCUGGGUGCAGAUGGGCGGCCACUCGAUCCUGUCGCCCGUGUACGGUCUGGGCGUGGACCGCGUCCUCCAGUACAAGGUGGUGACCCCCGACGGCAACCUGCGCAUUGCCAACGAAUGCCAGAACCCGGACCUCUUCUGGGCGCUCCGGGGUGGCGGUGGGGGUACCUUUGGCGUGGUGCUCGAGAGCACCCACCGGGUCGAGCCUCGCUUCGGCUUCGUGGCGGCGAUUGUCAAAUUCACCAGCAACUCGACCAACAUGCUCCCCUGGAUGGAGCUCAUCGUCAACAACACCCUCCGGUGGGCGAACGAGGGCUGGGGCGGCCACAUCACCGGCAGCACCCUCGUCAACGUCUCCCCGCGACUCACCGUGGCCCAGGCCCAGCAGUCGCUGGCGUCGGUGGUCGCCUACGCCCAGGCGCAGGGGGGCACCGCGGUGAUCGAGCACUUUGCCUCGUGGUACGACUUCUACGAGAAAUACGUAACCUCCGAGGCCGUCAGCGUCGGGAUCACGCACUUCGCCGGCAGCCGACUGGUGCCGCGCUCGGUCUUCCAGACGGCGGAGGGCCGACAGAACCUGAUGGACUUCUUCGCGCUGCUUCAGCAAUCCGACCAAACCCCCUACAUCCCGGUGGUGGGCCCCGUGUUGUUCAACUACACGGAGGGGUCGACGAGCGCGACCCCGGCGUGGCGGCAGGCAGUGUGGGAGCUGGGCUCGGGCAGCAGCUGGGCGUGGAACAGCACGCUGGCGACGCGCGAGGCCAAGAUCGCGACGCUGCAGAACAUGACGGCCACGCUGGAGCGCAUCACCCCGGGCAGUGGGGCGUACAGCAACGAGGCCAACCCCUUCACCGAGGACUGGCAGGAGGCCUGGUGGGGCCGGGAGAACUACGACAAGCUGCUCGCCAUCAAGAACAAGUACGACCCCAGUGGAGUGCUGAGCUGCUGGAAGUGCAUUGGCUGGCAGGAGAGCCAGGCCAACAGCACCUGCUUUGCUGCUUUCAGUAACCUGUGAUCAGGGAUAGAGUAAUACGAUAGACUAAUGUGAUAGAUAUAAUGUGUGAUACUGG
Molecule: messenger RNA, 2118 nt
Organism: Aspergillus saccharolyticus JOP 1030-1
Lineage: Eukaryota; Fungi; Ascomycota; Eurotiomycetes; Eurotiales; Aspergillaceae
Product: putative isoamyl alcohol oxidase
Exons: 1
Coding region: 366-2063 (565 amino acids)
Molecular function (GO): oxidoreductase activity; FAD binding
Source: RefSeq, a predicted model, not a curated record